Messenger RNA from Fundulus heteroclitus (mummichog), 3825 nucleotides. RefSeq names its product fibroblast growth factor receptor 1a (gene fgfr1a). Gene Ontology annotation, cellular component: signaling receptor complex; membrane. The record is from RefSeq and is a predicted model, not a curated record. The coding region runs from base 342 to 2843 and encodes 833 amino acids. Gene Ontology annotation, molecular function: fibroblast growth factor receptor activity; ATP binding; fibroblast growth factor binding. Gene Ontology annotation, biological process: protein phosphorylation; fibroblast growth factor receptor signaling pathway; multicellular organism development. The transcript has 18 exons. NCBI's taxonomy places the organism in Eukaryota, Metazoa, Chordata, Actinopteri, Cyprinodontiformes, Fundulidae.
GCAUGAGUACUCUGAGAUUUAAGAGGGGGAGGUCUGCAGCUGCCCGGGGACUCUCUCGUUGUGGAAUAGCGCUUAUUUGCCAGGAAUGGUCAAAAAGUAUUUCUCAAGAAUAAUUUAGGUGGCACUUUCCGUCGCGAAGAGCGGUAUUUUCCUCCGGGGGUGUUUCGGUGGCCUGAGUUGGAGAAGUUCAGGACGCAGUUUUCUACAAAGUGAGGAGCGUUGAUCUCAUCGCGUGCGAGACGUGUUGGGAUAAAGGAGGAGGAGGAGGAAAAAAAGCUGCACCCGCUUACUUUCCUCGGACCUGAUUAGCUUAGUGUUGCGCUGUGAAUGAGGUGCGGCUGAUGUCCCAGGCAUCUGAAUGGAGUUCCAGUCGAGUAAAAGCCAACAGCUGUAGCUCCCUCAGCAGGAUGCUGAUGAGGCCAAGUGCACUUCUGUUUCUGACGUUCUUCACCCAAGUGUUAAGGACCCAUUGCCGGCCUGCUAACACAGAAGAUGUCUCUGUGGAAGCGGAGCAGUUCACCCUGUAUCCCGGGAAGCGCUUGGAUCUGAGUUGCACACCCAAGGAUUCGCCCCACACCGUUAACUGGACUAAAGACCAUGUUGCUGUCGUGGACGGAGAGCACACGCGCAUUCGCAGCGGCCAGCUGGAGAUCGAGGCGGUGGAGCCGACCGACUCUGGCCUGUACGCGUGCACCACCUUUGGCAACCACAGCGUCUACUUUAACGUCACAGUUGAUCCUUUGGCUUCAUCUGAAGAUGAUGACGACGAGGAAGAGUCUUCAUCAGAGGAAAAUAAACUGUUGACCAGCGAGAAGCUGAUGCCAAUGGCCCCGCAAUGGGCCCAUCCAGAGAAAAUGGAGAAAAAGCUUCAUGCUGUUCCAGCCAGUAAGACCGUGAAGUUUCGAUGCCAGGCCAACGGCAACCCAGCUCCCAAUCUGAAAUGGUACAAGAACGGGAAGGAGUUUAAAAGAGACCAUCGCAUUGGAGGCUUCAAGCUCCGGGACCAUGUGUGGACCAUCAUCAUGGAGUCUGUAGUACCCUCUGAUAAGGGAAACUACACCUGUGUGGUUGAAAACCAGUAUGGCAGCAUCAAUCAUACCUAUCAGCUGGACGUAGUCGAACGCUCUCCCCACAGGCCCAUCCUGCAGGCUGGCUUGCCAGCCAAUCGUACUGCAGUGGUUGGCAGCGAUGUGGAGUUUGAGUGCAAAGUGUUCAGCGACCCUCAGCCUCACAUUCAGUGGCUGAAACAUAUUGAGGUCAAUGGAAGCCGCGUUGGUCCCGAUGGUUUACCCUAUGUCCGUGUCCUGAAGCAUUCGGGGGUCAAUAGCUCGGACGCUCAGGUGCUCACCCUCUACAAUGUGACUGAGGAGGAGAGCGGAGAGUAUAUAUGUAAAGUGUCCAAUUAUAUAGGGGAGGCCAAUCAGUCGGCAUGGCUGACUGUCAUCAAAUAUGACCCUGCAGCCGUCACACCGUACCCCCCAGCCAGCAGCACCUACUUGGAGGUGGUAAUCUACUGCGUGGGCUUCUUUCUAAUCGCCAUCAUGAUCACCAUUGUAAUUAUCCUCAAGAUUCGGGCCUCCUCAAAGAAGAGUGACUUCAACAGUCAGCUGGCCGUCCACAAGCUGGCCAAAAGCAUUCCUCUGCGCAGACAGGUAACAGUGUCAGUGGACUCGAGCUCCUCUAUCCACUCUGGAGUGAUGCUGGUUCGUCCCUCCCGCCUGUCCUCCAGUGGCACUCCAAUGCUGACGGGAGUAUCCGAAUAUGAACUCCCACAGGAUCCCCGCUGGGAGAUCCCCAGAGACAAACUUGUUCUCGGUAAGCCUCUGGGUGAGGGCUGCUUCGGCCAGGUGAUGAUGGGGGAGGUUCUGGGUCUGGACAAAGAGAAGCCAAACCGAGUGACCAAGGUUGCGGUGAAAAUGUUGAAAUCUGACGCUACAGAGAAAGACCUGUCAGACCUGAUUUCAGAGAUGGAGAUGAUGAAGAUCAUCGGGAAGCACAAGAACAUCAUUAAUCUGCUGGGAGCCUGCACGCAGGAUGGUCCCCUGUACGUCAUAGUUGAAUAUGCAUCCAAGGGCAACCUUAGGGAGUACCUGCGAGCCCGGCGCCCUCCGGGAAUGGAGUACUGUUACAACCCAGACCAGGUUCCUGUGGAGACCAUGUCCAUCAAAGACUUGGUGUCCUGUGCUUACCAAGUGGCUCGAGGCAUGGAGUAUUUGGCGUCCAAAAAGUGCAUCCACAGAGACCUGGCAGCUCGCAAUGUGUUGGUGACUGAGGACAAUGUGAUGAAAAUCGCCGACUUUGGCCUCGCAAGAGAUAUCCACCACAUUGAUUACUAUAAGAAGACCACCAAUGGUCGUUUACCGGUGAAGUGGAUGGCUCCCGAGGCGCUGUUUGACCGGAUAUACACGCACCAAAGUGAUGUCUGGUCGUUUGGGGUGUUGCUGUGGGAGAUCUUCACCCUGGGAGGCUCUCCGUACCCUGGUGUACCAGUGGAGGAGCUCUUCAAGCUGCUGAAGGAAGGUCACCGAAUGGACAAGCCUUCCACGUGCACCCAUGAGCUGUACAUGAUGAUGAGGGACUGCUGGCACGCCGUGCCCUCUCAGAGACCCACAUUCAAGCAGCUGGUGGAGGAUCUAGAUCGAUGUCUGGCCAUGUCGUCCAACCAGGAAUACCUGGAGCUCUCUGUGCCUCUGGACCAAUACUCCCCCAGCUACCCCGAAACCCGCAGCUCUACCUGCUCCUCCGGCGAGGACUCUGUUUUCUCCCACGACGCAGGCGCAGAGGAGCCCUGCCUGCCCAAAUUUCCUCCUCACCCUAAUGGGGCAGCCAUUAAGAAACGUUGAGACCUCACUUUCACUCACAGACACUGACAUUUCCUCAGCUCCCUGCCUCAUGGGGUUGGACUUCUCCCCACACAUUCCCAGAGAUGAAGCUAAAAACAAAACAGAACUGGUCCUCUGCAAGAGAGAGAGAGAGAGAGAGAGAGAGAGGAGGACGGUGGCGCUGCGUCGGACGACCCGGACUGCACGCUGCAGCCGGUUCUUGGUGGCGGUGAUCUUCCGUGGGGCACUUUGUGUUGCCAGGAGAUGGGAUUUCUUGCUGAGUCGGAAAAAACGAGAAGACUCCCAGUUUUCUCUACACUUUGGGCAUUCCUCUGUUGGGUCGGGAGAACGGGACGGACUGUUGCUUCCUCCACCCUCCUUUUGUUUUUUUUCCUUAAUGGUCAUAAUUCUGCUUUUUGGACCAAAUCCAGAAACGUGCCACGCCCUCAUUCACUCACUACAUGUAAAUACAGUUAGAAAAUUAAAAAAAUAUGAAUAUAUAUAUUUACAAUGUACUCUUAUUUUUAUUACCAUAAUUGAUUUAUUGUCUUUUUGUACAAGGAUGGUAUUAUUUGGUCUGUUUUCUAAUAUUGUUCAGGGGGGGGGGGCAGUUGUUACAUGAGCUUAUUUUAAAUAACUGCAGAGGGUUUUGUGGCCACUUUUCUUCUACAAUUAUCAUUCCUCUGAAUUUCUCAAUGGAACUCUGUAAAUGCGUGUUGCCAGCUCAUCCUUGCAGUACAAACUAACUCGAUGCUUGGGCAGGGUUCCUCCUGAAGACUGGUCACGACUGUAAAUAAUCCUGGUGGGACGCCGGACCCAGCUGCCUUUGUCGACAUCGUGCACUUCCACCGUGCCUGACUUUCACGCGAUGAACUCUAUUACUGUAAUGUAAAUGCUUUAACGGGGGUUCCAUUCGCUGCCGUCGGGCGAGGGGGGGGGGUUGCAGAACACGUAUGUCACCGUAAAAAAGGAUUCCAUUAAAUAAAAUAUUAUUGUUAAACAA